Messenger RNA from Saimiri boliviensis boliviensis (Bolivian squirrel monkey), 1856 nucleotides. It is a transcript of the gene RPH3AL, whose product is annotated as rabphilin 3A like (without C2 domains). Gene Ontology annotation, molecular function: small GTPase binding. Lineage: Eukaryota; Metazoa; Chordata; Mammalia; Primates; Cebidae. Gene Ontology annotation, biological process: spontaneous neurotransmitter secretion; exocytosis; intracellular protein transport. Gene Ontology annotation, cellular component: synapse. The record is from RefSeq and is a predicted model, not a curated record.
CAGUGAUUCAGAUCCUCCGGGAACACCUGGGUCUCCUGACGCUGGCGCUGGGAGGAGGGUGGCCUCUGCAGGUGGAGCCUUCUCUGGGUGAAGCCCCUUGUUCCUGAUGUGACUCCCCACCCACCGCCGGGUGCCCCAAGUAUGGCUGACACCAUCUUCGGCAGUGGGAAUGACCAGUGGGUCUGCCCCAACGAUCGGCAGCUGGCCCUGCGUGCCAAGCUGCACACGGGCUGGUCUGUGCACACCUACCAGACGGAGAAGCAGAGGAGGGACCAGCACCUCAGCCCCACAGAGGUGGAGGCUAUCCUGCAGGUUAUCCAGAGGGCCGAGCGGCUGGACAUCCUGGAGCAGCAGAGAAUCGGGCGGCUGGUGGAGCGGCUGGAGACCCUGCGGGGGAACGUGAUGGGGAACGGCCUGUCCCAGUGUCUGCUCUGCGGGGAGGUGCUGGGCUUCCUGGGAAGCUCCUCGGUGUUCUGCAAAGACUGCAGGAAGAAAGUCUGCACCAAGUGCGGGAUCGAGGCCUUCCCUGGCCAGAAGCGGCCACUGUGGCUGUGUAAGAUCUGCAGUGAGCAAAGAGAGGUCUGGAAGAGGUCGGGGGCCUGGUUCUACAAAGGGCUCCCCAAGUAUAUCUUGCCCUUGAAGACCCCUGGCCGAGCUGAUGAUCCCCACCUCCGGCCUUUGCCCGUGGAGCCAGCCGAGCGAGAGACUAGAAGUUCCAAGAGCAGCCGCGUCUACACCUGGGCCCGAGGAAGAGGGAUUUCCAGUGACAGUGACAGUGACUCGGAUCUCAGCUCCUCCAGCCUAGAGGACAGACUCCCACCCACUGGGGUCAGGAACCCAAAAGGCGACAAACCCUGGAGGGAGUCAGGUGGCAGCAAGGAGGCCCCCAGGAUGGGGCUCGCCCGCCCGCCCCGCCGCCUCUCUGGGAGCCAGAGCAGCCUGGCCAGUGAGACAGGGACAGGCUCUGCUGACCCGCAGGGCACCCCGCCCCGGGCUGAGCUGAAGGGCCCUGGUAAAAGACACACCUGGGCCAGCCCCCGCUGCUGAUGCGGUUCCAGCAGGACCCUCCAGCUGCCCGGGCUGAGGCGUUGGGUGCCUGGACAGACUUCUCCACGGAAGAUUCUGGAGAAAGCUGGAGCCAGACCCUGUGAGGCUCCUCCCGGACGAGUCCCUGUGCCCUCGCCAGCCACCCUGUUGCCCACGAUGCAACAAACCGGUGUUGGGAGCUAUCUGCAUCCCCACCCAGUGCCUUUCUGCACCCCUUCUCUCCUGGGGGCCCUCGGCAUCUGCCACCCCUCCCACCGCUGCCCUCAACCCCAACCUUAUUUAUUAUCCCCGCCCCCACACCCCAACCUACCUUGUAAUUAUUGUAAGUUUGCUUGGGUCUUGGGUUGGGCUGGGGUGUGGGGGACUUCCCACAUGCAAUGUCAGAGGGGCAGCCAGGCGGGGCGUUCUCCAUUGCUAUAUUAAUGGCAAGAUGAAAUGAAACCUAGGGCAUGGCCUCCGAAGCUGCGUGUGGCCCUUAGAGGUGAGCACUGGAGCCAGAGCAGCGCCCACACCCCCCUCCCUUCAGCGGGGUGUGAGAUUCACCCACCUCUCCCUCCCUUCAGCGGGGUAUGAGAUUUGCCCACCUCCCCCUCCCUUCAGCGGGAUGUGAGAUUCGCCCACCUCCCCCUCCCUUCAGCGGGGUGUGAGAUUUGCCCACCUCUCCCUCCCUUCAGCUCUGGGAGGCAGGAGCAGGGCCCCCCUCCCUUGGGCUGGCCCAGGACUGCAGGUGAAACCUGGCAUUGUUAGGUUUCUUUGGUUUUCGUGUGUUUGUUUCUGAGAUGGAGUCUUGCUGUGUCGCCCAGCCUGGA